This is a messenger RNA of Lampris incognitus (smalleye Pacific opah), 1001 nucleotides long. RefSeq names its product Schwann cell-specific EGF-like repeat autocrine factor (gene seraf). Lineage: Eukaryota; Metazoa; Chordata; Actinopteri; Lampriformes; Lampridae. The transcript is spliced from 5 exons. Gene Ontology annotation, biological process: anatomical structure development. Gene Ontology annotation, molecular function: signaling receptor binding. The record is from RefSeq and is a predicted model, not a curated record. Gene Ontology annotation, cellular component: extracellular region; cell surface. The coding region runs from base 135 to 776 and encodes 213 amino acids.
GAAAAAGACGAAGCAAAAUAAAGAUUUAUUUUUUUUGUUGCCCGGGGGGAACUUUAGCAGCGGACCGCGUAUUCCACCAUCUUCUCUCUUCCUCCCCGCUUCCAGCUUCUCACGCGCCGGCCGACGUGGAAAACAUGCCGCCCGUGCACCUCCAUCCCACGGAGCUCGCGCUGCUGGCCUGCUUGGCUGCGCUCGCGUGCGUGUGUGUCGCCGCUUCGCGCUCCGACGCGCCGAGGGGAGUCGCGCUCCCGUUCGUUUUCGACACAAGAGCGACGUGCGCGCCCCCGUGCAAACACGCGGGCUUGUGCAUCCGAAACAACACAUGCUUCUGCUCGCGCGGCUACGAGGGAGAGACCUGCCAGUAUGCCAGCUGUUACCCCAAAUGUAAGAAUGGAGGACAGUGCCUUCGGCCCGGGAAAUGCAGAUGUCCUCCCGGAUUUGGAGGGAAAUAUUGCCACAAAGUGACGUGUGAAAGUGGAUGCUGGAAUGGAGGGGAAUGCAUUGCUGUCAAUGGUGUGGCCAAGUGCAUCUGCCCAUCAAGCUGGGCUGGCUCCAAAUGCCAAGAGGCAAUCUGUCCACAAGGGUGCAGGAACGGUGGCAGCUGUGUGGCUCCAGGAAUCUGCAGCUGUCCGGAGGGAUGGCUCGGGGGAGCCUGCCACACUGCUGUAUGCAGUCGGCCUUGCCUGAAUGGAGGGAAGUGUAUUUCUCCAGAGACUUGUCGGUGUCGGGCCCCCUACUCCGGCCCCCGCUGUGAAGAAAAGAAAAAGACCCACUAGUCUGACCCCGACAGGGUCAGAAGUUAAAUAGGACCAAUUAGUAUCUUUUACUUUCAUGUGGACUAUUGCUAUAUUCUUUAGCUGGUGCAUUGGUAGUUUUUAACUAUAUGGUUUUUGUUUUGUUUAUUUUUUUUAAACCAUUGAACCUGAUUUUAACAUUAUCACUUGACUAUAGAAACACGUUAUGUUUUAUGCUGCAUAUUGUGACAUUAAAAUAAACCUAAA